AUGGCCGAUGUCGAAGAACCACAGUUUACCACCCUUGCGCAGCGCAUUGCUGCAUUGAAGCAACAACAGGCAGAGAAUGCUUUCGUCCCUCAAAAUAAUACUUUGACAGUAGCCAAACGACCACCACCACCUCCUAUACCAAGUUCCGAUCGACCUCCUCUUCCUACGAGACCAAAGACUGCCAAUAACCCUCCAAUCCUCACGUAUGGUUCCUCUGCUAUCCAGAAACCAUUUAAUGAACCAAUUGGCGCGAAAGCCAGUUUCCCUCCAGUUGCUCGCGAUACUCCAGCGAAUAAUGCCAAGAGUCCUCUUCUGCCAAGUCGAAAUGCACCUCCUCCAUUGCCCACGAGAAAAGGUUCGACUCCAGCUCUACCACCGAGGAGAGCCUCAGCAUCUACACAAUUAGUAAGGAGAGGUUCAGGGGACUCGACCACUUCACAACUUUCCACUGUUUCGGCCAUGUCUUUGAAUAGUUAUGGCAGACCUGUGUCUUCAAGAACAUCUAUAGGGUCAACGAAUGGGAGAAUGUUGCCCCCUCCUUUAGAUAUGGCAAAACUUCCACCUUUACCACCUUCAAGGAGAGAAUUGCAGGAGAAGGCAAGACUAGAGCAGAAGGCUAAAAUGCCACUGGUUUCUACAAGGUCAGAUCCCAUUGUUUCUAAACGACCUACAGUCGUUGAUCGUGAAAUGCCACCCAAAAUGCCACCAAGACCAAGUGGGCCACCAAAAGUGCCUUCGAGACCCGUUGAAAAUGCUGAAGAAGAAAAGCAAAUUGCUCUACCAACACGAAGAUUACCACCUCCCUCUGCUACUCGUUCUGCUUUAUCUAUAGGCUUUGGCAACAAGUCUACUGAAACACCAAAUCCUGCACUAAGGCCAGCACCUACAUACAAUAGGACCCCCGGGCCUGCUGUCCAAGAACUGAACGCCAAUAAUUUCGAUCGUAUCAUUCUUUCGGGGAAAUUUGCUCUCGUGGACUUUUAUGCUCCCUAUUGCAAAUAUUGCGUCGAACUGGAUCCCCAUUACAAACAACUUGCCGAGGAUUUUGCUUUUGCUUCUGACAGGCUUGUGAUUGCGAAAGUUGAUGUCGAUGAACAUAAAUCUUUUAUCGCAAGAUAUGGUAUUCCAGGAUAUCCAACCAUUAUGUUCUUUGAUGGCAACGGGGACAAUCCGGAAAAGUACCAAUACCAGAACGAAACGGAUGCUAUGACAGAAUUCUUGAUUGAAAAAACUGGAAUAUCACCAAGCGAUGCACCCAAAUCUGGAGGGGUGCCACCACCUAUUAACCUCAGAUCCAAACCAACUUCGGCUCACGUAAAAGCUGUAAGUGCUACUCCAACUGCAUCAUCGUCAUCGUCAUCGUCACCGUCACCGUCAUCAACGGGCUGUCUCUUAUGUCGAGACUUUUCUGGCCCGGAUCAAAUUGCAUUAAAAUAUCCUAGAGAAUUCCUUCCAAGAUCCUCUGAUAAUACAGGAUAUCUUGCUGAUGUUCUUUGUCGCUCUUUCAGUUCACCUACUGAUAAAUCUCGUGCAAUAUUCGUUUGGCUUCACCAUAAUGUUGCUUAUGAUACAGGUGCCUUUUUCGGGAAUCGAGUCAAAAAUGUUACUCCAGCCGAUACUAUCAAGACUGGAUUGGCUGUUUGUGGUGGGUACGCUGGUCUAUUUACGGCUAUUGCACUCAAAGCAGGACUUGAAGCAAUUAUGGUGACUGGUCAUGGAAAAGGGUUCGGAUAUACACCCCUUCAACCAGGAGAGUCAUGCCCGCCACCUAAUCCUGGUGGGCAUGCCUGGAAUGCAGUUCGUAUCGAUGGAGGAGAAUGGAAACUUAUCGAUGCAUGCUGGGGAUCCGGACAAUUAGGUAACAAUCAAACAUACAACAAGAAUUUGAUCUCAUCUUACUUCACUAUGUCGAAUGAAGAAUUCGGUCUCAAACAUUUCCCAGCUGAUAAAGCACAUUUCUUCAGAAAUGAUAGAAGAAUCUUGAGCUGGGAGGAAUAUUUCAUUGGAAAUAUCGGUGGUGAAUCGUUACAAAUUUUCGGCUCUCCAGAGGAUCAUCAUGGUAUCUCUCAAACCUCAUUCACACCCCCUCAAAAGAAUAUUCAAUCCUCACCCGCAUCAACCGAAAUCAUGCGUUUCCAAUUCUCCAAGAUAUGUACACAUUACGAUUUUGAACGCAACGGAUCUGGUAAACCAUAUUGUAUGAUUCUCAAGAUAGGAGGUGUAGAUGGAAGGAAGGAGGAUAUGAUAGCUUUUGAAUUUGAUGGAUUUUGGUGGUGGGUGGAUGUCAAUGUCAGAGAAUUAGGGGCAAGGGGCCAAACGAUUAGUUUGUAUGCGAUUACGAGUGUUAAUGGGAAGGAUGCGAGGGGGAUGAGCAAGAGGGAGUAUGAGGAGAAGAAGGGAAAGUGUGGAAUGGGAUUCGGGGGGGUGGCGGCUUGGGAGUUGGUUUAG
Molecule: messenger RNA, 2448 nt
Organism: Sclerotinia borealis F-4128
Lineage: Eukaryota; Fungi; Ascomycota; Leotiomycetes; Helotiales; Sclerotiniaceae
Source: the annotation of a GenBank genome assembly